GCUGGACGGCACGCGAGUGAGGAGGUGACGUCGUGCACUUUAUGUACAGCACGUCGUCCGACACUUCAUAACUGCUCAGAGUAGGUCCACGAACAGAAUAGAGGACCCAGAAACGGACCCCCACGCGUGCGGCCAACGCAUCUCCAACAGAGCGGGAAAGAAUAUCCAGUGGAAAAAAGACAGUCGCGUCGGCAAGUGGUGCUGGGAAAACUGGACAGCGACGUGCAGGAGAAGGAACCCGGGCCGCCUUCUGACACCAGACACACGAGAACUAGAAUUUGUAAAAUAUCAACGUGAAGCAAAAAAUACGUAGCCUAGUGCUCAGCUUUUGAGUUUCUAAGUAGAUUUAAAACAAACAAACAAACAAACGUAAUGGUGUUGAGAUCUGAGACUUUGAUUUGAAAGAACUGUGUGCUUUGAGAUUUAAGAAGUCGGGUCUUCAGGGAACCCAGGUGGAGUUUAUUUGUGGGCGGUACAGAAGGGAGACGACACGAGCAAACCGUCCGGCGUGGGCAUCCCCGCGAUGUCUUAGCCUGCCCUGGAUGGGACAGGACACGAAAGACGAAAGACAGGUGUGGAUGUGGCGCUGCUGCCUCCCAGACCGCCCCCCCCCCCCCCCCGUCCCCGCCAGCGGAGCUGUGCAAGCCGGAGACAGCCUGGUCCCCGGUCCUCUGCAUGUGAGCCCCUCCCAUGCGUACUGCGGGCUUCACAGUCACGCAGGACAGUGCCGGAGGUUUCCCUGCCCCCAGGAGGGUGCAUACGGGGGAGAAGACCGGGAAAACGGCUGCCAUGGUGCCGACUACCGGCCCCGGGAUCCAGCACCCAGGGCCGCUGCCUUGCGGAUGGAUAGUGGGCGGAGGGUGGCCUCCCUGUCCUCAGCUGCUACUGAGCCCCCCUCAGCCCAUCCGGGAACUUAGAGGUAGGUAGGGGCGCGGAAACAGAAUGGCCAAGGCCGGAAUGAAAUUUGAUUUAAAUCUGAAAUACUACUUGCUAAUUGUAGGAUGUGACCAGAUUAUAUUCUGCUAGAUUGAAUAUCUAGGAACUUGUUUUAGGAAAAUACAGGUAUGCUUUGCACAUCCCUGCCUACCUCCUGUAAAAACGGUACCUACUACUCUAAACUUCCCGAACCUUGGCAUACUCGGAGGUCGAGAAUUCUAGGUGCGAUUGGAUACGGUCCUGUAUCUCCUGGUCAUGGUAGAGAUAUCGUGGGGACAGAUACUGGACUCACGGAAACUGAGUAGGCUUGGGCCAAGGACGUGAUCUGUGCUCCUCUAAGAGUUUAGGGUAUAGGUCAGAGGAAUAGAAGCCACAAAAGGGGGCGGGGCUAUGAGUUGAAUCAGAGAAGAGUUUCGAGCGAGAGGGGAUGAUCACCAGUAUCAAAUGCAGCUAACUAGAAAAUAGACACGCAUCUGACUGUUGGGACGACUUUGGGGACCUCUAGAAGGUGAAGGUGGAAGUCAGAUGGAGGGGAGGUAAGGAGGGGGGGGAGCGGAUGGCCUGACGGGUUUUGUGGGACUGGCUGUUGUUUCUAGGGCAGAAAAAGUGUGGCCACGUUUCCAUGGAAGCAUGUUUCCAGCCACGCCAGUAGCAGGGAAGAGGUGGACGAUUCCAGAGAGACCAGGUCGGCAGAAGCACAUCCCAAAGGAAGCGGGAAGGCCUUCAGCAAAGCGGCGGGUGUGCUUGAACCGGAUGGGGGGACCUCCCGUUUCACGAGGCAGGAGAGAGAACAGGAGGAAGUCCGGUGGGUGCAGAUUCGUCCAGCGGGGUGUGGAAGCCACCCAGCUCCGUGUUCUGGACGAAGCAGGAAAUGUGUUUGUCUGUCACAGUGAGGCCAGCCGGGUGGCUCAGUCCGUUGAGUGUCAGACUUGAUGUCCGCUCAGGUCGUGAUCUCGUGACCCGUGGGAUUGAGCCCCGCGUCGGUCUCUGUGCUGAUGCAUGCUUUUUCUCCAAUAAACGUAACGGAGAGGGAAGUUAAGUCAGGGGAGAGGCCUCUGGCCUUGAGAGAAACCUCGGGGAUUUGGAGUGGAGAAGGCUGGAGAGCAAGCCGUGCAAGGCAUUGGAGAGAUGGAUCCGUGUUGCUGAGGCCCUAGUAGAGGCUGGAGCCUGCGUUUCUAGAAGGAUUAUCUUAAAUUGCUGUGUGACUUUCUCCAGCAAGGAGUCCCCGGAAGCAGGGAUCCGGAUGUUGGGGUUUGGCUGACAGGGUUUUAUGGCAGGUGACUCAGAGCGAGCUAAUGUGUGGGAACAGUCCCCAACGUGUCCAGUGGCUCGGAAACAGCUUGUUCCUGCCUGGAGACUGCUCUUCUUGGGGUGACCGGAAAUUUGGGUUUCUCCCAGCUUGUGGUUCCGGCAUCCCUGGGGCCUCGUCGCUGCCCCUCCCUCCUGCUGGAAGCGGGGAGCACGCUGUGCCCUCCAGCAUCAGCCCGGGAAACCCACACUCCUGGCCCUUGAGCGGAAAGGAGCUGAGCCCACAAAACCGGUGACUGUCCCCCGAAAUCUGGAGACACAGGCUGAGAUGUGCUGAGCUGGAACCGGAAACUGGGUGGAACAGCUGAGUGCUCAUUGUGACAGAUUCUGGAGGACGGCUGCGCACCUAGGCUGGGGCCUGGGCGCUGCCGUCUUGGGGGCUCACUUCCGUGGGCUUUUACGCGCAGAACACCACCUGCUCCGCAAGGCAGGGAGGGGACAACGGCAAGUGUCUUACUCGUAGACCGUGAAAAGCCUGUCUGGCCUUGUGCCACCCGGGGAGGGCAUCUCUCCCACUCAGCCCCCCGCUUGUGAAGGUGGCAGAUCCAUUAAGAACCCGACCUAGUUACGGGAUUCUAGAACACUCCUCCUGUCCCACGCUGUACGCGCACGCCAGCGGGUGGCUGGUGCAGCCGUAGUGGGUCCCCAGCGAGAGAGAAAGCCGCACUCAGGAAGCCCAGGUCGGCGGGAGACGGAGAGGUGGACGCCGGAGGUCCUGCCCGGAUUCAUAGGAAACCUCAUGCUAAAAGCUGUUUACGUCAGUUCCUAUUACGUGGUGCGUCACGUCCGGCUUGAAACAAACCUCGUAAGACACGCCGCCAGGUAGGGAAAAAGUCUGACGAAACGAAGCAAGCCUCAGGGCCGGGCCCCUGUGUGACCCCGUGUUUGGAGUUAGACCGGGAACGUGCAGGGUCCGUGGUCAACACGUUAAGGGCUCUAAUAGGGAAAGCAGACGUUGUGUGAGAGUUAACUAACUUUGAACUUAAGUUUUUAAAGAAGUAAAUUAAGUCAAUAAAUAACCUCGACAUCUAAGGGAAAAAAAAAGUUACGGGUCCACUGCAUGUCCACGUGGGGAAACCGCAAACUGUCCCGUCCCCACCCACGUCAAACGGAAAACCCAGAUUCACGGGCCAAGAGAUGCGACCGAGGUCAGCGGAUGUGGACGCUGCCUUCAGGGAGGUGGACACUCAGGACCAAGAGGAGGUGGUGGAAAUGAAAAUCACUGUAGCAGAAACGAAGACCGUCGGUGGCGAGCUUCUCGGUGGGCUGGACACGGCCCAGGGGAGACUCCGCCCAAAGACACGCGCAGAGAGACCUCCCGAACGAGAAGCAGAAAGGAAAAGGAACGGGAAGGGGGACCCAGAAGCCUGGAGCGGAGCCCCCGAGGAGCGAGGACACUCCCAGCAGUGCAACACACCCCUAGCGGGGACACUGGCCGCAGAGAGGACAGACAGGCAGGUGAAGCAGUAACGCUGAGCGUUCCCUAAAACUAGCGGCAGACGCCAGCCGCGGAUCCAGGACGCUCGAGGAACACCGAGCCCGGUGAAUGCCAGGAAAGGCGGGACCCACUUGUGUGACACUCAGGCCGUGGCGACCCAAAGGCAGGGAGCACCUUGACGGAAGCCAGAGGAAGUCAGAGCUCCGGCCUGGAAAGGGGCAGGCCACCCCCCCACCUCCCACACCGCCGGGAACGGGUGUCCCCUCGCCGUCGCGCAGGCCGGAGGAGGGGGCCGGCCCAGGGAGGAAAAGGACAGCUGAAGGAUUAGCCAGAGUCUUCCAGAACCUGGGAGGGAGGAGGAACCGGUAGACUGAACACGACCACCCGGUUGGGAAACUGGAGAGCGGGAGACCCCCUCGCCCCCACCGCCUUCCCAGUCACGCUGCCGGACGGCACGAGCAGGGAGGCGAGUGUGCACCCACGUGCCGCCGCGUGCAUGCCGUGGGGCUCGGGAGUGCGACGGGUGGCGUGCGGUUUACGGUCACGCGUGGAAGCGUGGGUCGCCGUGGGGGGACGUCUGUGGGCGCCCCUGUGCCGCCUUAGGUGGUCGCGUCCGUUAUAUGCCGGCUCCUUCUCUGAGCUUCCAGAGGUGCUCUCCGUUAGCGUCUUCUGAGGCGUUAGAUCCAGUUGUGCGCCUCGUCGUCCCCCGAGGCGGUCGCCCGCCACACGCCUUGCUCCUAGCACUCGUCUUGUGCCGUGGAGCGGCGGAGGCUUCCGCGGUGAAGGUUUCCGUCUGUCCUCGCAUCGGGUUCAAGAACAGAGUGACAUUGCGUCUGCGUUACCCCGUUGUAACUCUUACCUUCCGUUCCCACGCGUGCACCAGAGCGCACAAACCUGAGGCGUGCGGGUCGGCGAGCCACCUCCCCGUCUGGCACUUGGGCGGGAAAGGGCGCUCCGGGAGCUUCCCUGCCUCGCUCUUUCCUCCCCGCGCAGAGCCACCGUCCCGCCUCGGCGGCACGACUCCUCUCGCUCUCCCGUUUGCACAACGCGGUUUCGGGAAGCGUGUUGUGUUGAGCCUGGCUCAUCGGGCGCAAAGCUCUGCGUGUGUGAGGCCGGCCGCAGCUGCUGCCGUGUGCCGCGUCGGUGCCCGUGUCCCCGGUGUGACCGCGAGCGCGUGGUGCGUCGUCUGCAGUCGAGGGAGGGAACCUUCGGGCCCCGCCAGCGUGUCGCUGUUCCCUGUGGUUCUGCGGCAGACGUCGGCGUGCGUGUGUCGGCGUGCGCCCAGGCGUGCUUCCCCUGGGUGGGGGCCUGGCCGCACGAUGUGUUCACGGUCGCUUCGCGGGAUCCCAGUCUCCAGGAUGAGACACGCUUUUCGUCCGUCCCGGUGCCGGGAGCCCCGGUUCCGCCGUGACCUGGUGCCCGCCCGCAUCGCCUGCUUUUCCCGCUGGGAGCGUCGUAGGGAUAUGUGGGGACGCUUCCUGUGUUCUUUGUCCUCACUUCCCCGAGGACCGAUGAGGCUCAGCUCCCUUCCUGAGCUUCCUGGCGGCCCCGGGCGUGUUGGUGUGAGAAGCACCCGUGUGUGUGUGUGUGUCUGUUUGUCCCCCGGCCGUUAGUCCUUCCCGUCUCCUGCUGAGCAGGUGGCCGCUAGGGCGUGGGACUGCCCCGGCCUCGAGCUCCUGGAGUCUUGCGGAAUAGUGGUUCUCUACUGAUCCAGCUGGCUCCUUGUCUUUCCGGCGUGAGGGCUCCCUCCGCCCCGGGUCCCGAAGACACUCCCUUAUCUUCUUACCCUGUCACAUCUCUUGACCUGUGAGACCGGGUUUUCUCUUUGGUGUGCGUGGGGACGGGACAGUUUGUGGUUUUCCCAUGUGGACAUGCAGUGGACCCGUAACCUUUUGUUUUUUUUCCCUUAGACGUCAAGUUUUAUUUAUUGACUUAUUUUACUUGUUUAAAAAUGUAAAUUCAAAGUUAGUUAACAUAGAUUGUAAUAAUUAUUUCAGGAACAGAAUCUAGUGAUUUAUCCCUCACGUAUUACACCCAGUGCUCGUUCCAACAAGUGCCCUCCUUCGUGCCCGUCACCCCUCUAGCCCAUCCCCCAGCCACCUGCCUUCAUCAACCCUCAGUCUGUUCUCUGCAUUUAGGAGUCUUACGGUUUGCAUCCCUCUCUGUGUUUGCCUUAUUUUGUCUUCCCUUCUCCUGUGUUCAUCUGUUGUGUUUCUUAAGUUCCACAUAUGAGCGACAUCGUGGUAUUUGUGGUUCUCUGACUGAUUCGUUUUGCUUAGCCUGACACACUCUAGUUCCAUCCAUGUUGUUGCAUGUGGCAAGAUCUCAUUCUUUUUGAUUGCUGAGUAGUAUUCCAUUGUAUACAGACCACAUCUUCUUUAUUCAUUCACGUGUCUGGACAUUUGGGCUCUUUCCAUACUUUAGCUAUGGUCGCUAGCACUGCUGUAAACAUCGGGGUGCAUAUGCCUCUUUGACUCAGUGCUUCCUGUAUCCUUUGGAUAAAUUCCUAGUAGUGCAAUUGGUGGAUAGUAGGGUGGUUCUAGUUUUAAUUUUUUGAGGAACCUCCAUGCUCUUCUCCAGAGUGGCUGCACCAGCUUGCAUUGCCACCAACAAUGCAAAAGAGAUCCUCUUUCUCCGAAUCCUCACCAACAUCUGUUGUUGCCUGAGUUGUUAAUUUAGCCACUCUGACAGGUGUGAGGUGGUAUUGCAUUGUGGUUUUCAUUUGUAUCUCCCUGAUGAUGACGACGGUGAUGAUGAUGGUGAUGAUGAUGUUGAGCAUUUUUCGUGUGUUGGUUGGCCACCUGAAUGUCUUCUUUGGAGAGUGUCUAUUCAUGUCUUUUGCCCAUUUCUUCACUGGAUUAUUUGUAUUUUUGGGUGUUGACUUUGAUAAAUUCUUUAUAGAUUUUGGAUACUAACCCUUCAUCUGAUAUGUCGCUUGCAAAUAUCUUCUCCCAUUCUGUCGGUUGCCUUUUAGUUUUGCUGAUUGUUUCCUUCGCUGUGCAGAAGCUUUUUAUCUUGAUGAGGUCCCAAUAGUUCAUUUUUGGUUUUGUUUCCCUUGCCUCCAGAGACGUGUCAGGUAAGAAGUUGCUGCGGCCGAGGUCAGAGAGGUUGUUGCCUAUUUUCUCCUCGAGGAUUUUGAGGGCUCCUGUCUUACAUUUAGGUCUUUCAUCCAUUUAGAGUUUAUUCUUGUGUCUGGUGUGAGGAAGCAGACCCAUAACCGUCUUGACGGUCUGUCCUUUCCCCGGUGCCGCAGGCAGGCGUGGGUGCAUGUCUGUGUGCAGCGGGUGUGCGUCCGGACCCUCUUCUCCGAUGGCCCUGUUCAUGUUCAUCAGCUUCUGUGCUAAAUGGUCUUCAGUUAGUGCAGGGGCUUUGAUUCGGAUUGCUUUUAAUCUUCAGAGAACUUUGACGCAUGCUGUGUAUCCCACGUUCAUUCAGGUGUUAUUUAAGUUCCUCAAUAAUGUCUUAGGAUUUUUCUUUGUAGAGUUUUGUACACCUUUUGUUCAAUUU
Acinonyx jubatus (cheetah) is the source of this 7189-nucleotide messenger RNA. RefSeq lists its product as uncharacterized. Bases 4303 to 5295 code for a protein of 330 amino acids. Lineage: Eukaryota; Metazoa; Chordata; Mammalia; Carnivora; Felidae. The transcript is spliced from 2 exons. The record is from RefSeq and is a predicted model, not a curated record.